GAUCACUUGUCUUAUACGCAUACAUAAACGAAGGUAGGCCCGUACUGUCUUUCCUCCUCUCCUUGGGCUGUCAAUUAUAUCAUGUGGGCGGCGCGUAUCUCUAGGACGGCCAGGGCGGCCUCACCGACUAUAGUACUUGGAAAUUACAGUCGACUACUCUCCCCUGGCAUACGGUGGUAUAGUACACCAGUAGAUCUCCCGGUCCCAAAGAAGAGAAAAGUCUGGGACUCUGUUGAUGAAGUCGUCAAGGACGUAAAGUCAGGGGAUGUGCUCUUAUGUGGUGGCUUUGGAUUGGCAGGAGUUCCAGAUACGCUUCUCGGGGCCCUGGUUAAGAGGAAAGAGGUUCAACAGCUAACUGCUGUCUCAAACAAUGCAGGAGCAGGAGAUUCUGGCCUGGGGAAACUGCUGAACAGCAAGCAAGUGGACAAAAUCAUCGCAUCUUACCCUGGCGGCAACAAAGCAUUCGAAGCUCUAUACCUGAAGGGUGAAAUAUCACUAGAACUCGUUCCACAGGGUACGCUCGUCGAGCGUUUGCGUGCUCAUGCAGCAGGUAUCCCUGCAUUUUUUACCCCCACCGGAGCAUCGACUGCCGUGGAGGAAGGAUUGAUUCCCGUGCGCUAUAAUGAAGGUGGCUUCGCAAAUGGGGUCAAGUAUCCCGGUAUAAAGAAGGAGUCGCGUGAGUUUGGCGGUCGUCGAUAUGUUAUGGAGCCAGCUAUUGCUGGAGAUGUUGCAUUCAUUCGGGCAUGGAGAGUGGACGAAGUGGGAAACUGUGUAUUCCGCUAUGCACAGAACAACUACAAUACGGUCAUGGGAAAGAAUGCGAAGCUCACUAUUGUGGAGGCUGAUAACAUUGUACCAGUAGGAUCAAUCUCACCCAACGCUGUACAUCUCCCGGGUAUCUACGUUGAUCGCAUCGUGAAAGCGACAGCUCCAAAAAACAUCGAAUUCGUCACUCUGGCCAAAUCAUCCUCAGAUACUAGUUCUGCAUCUUUAACACCCGAACAAAGCCGAGCAAAGGAGCAGAGACAUCGGAUUGCAAAGCGCGCUGCCAAGGAAAUCAAAGACGGCUUCUAUGUGAAUCUGGGGAUUGGGAUGCCCACUCUUGUGACAGAGUAUUUGGAACCUGGUGUGAGUGUCUGGCUGCAAAGUGAAAAUGGAAUAUUGGGCAUGGGACCAUACCCAACUGAGGUGCAACUUGAUCCGGAUAUCAUCAACGCCGGAAAGGAGACCGUAACUUUACUGCCUGGCGCUUCCAUCUUCGAUUCUAGUGAAUCGUUUGCCAUGAUUCGUGGUGGCCAUAUGGACAUCUCUAUUUUGGGGGCUAUGGAAGUAUCCCAGGCCGGUGAUAUCGCAAACUUUAUGAUCCCAGGGAAACUUGUGAAAGGUAUCGGUGGCGCCAUGGACCUCGUGUCCAACCCAGACAAGACCAAAGUUAUCGUGGUGAUGGAGCAUUGUGCCAAGGAUGGAAGCCCAAAGAUUCUCAAGCAAUGCAGUUUGCCACUCACCGGAGCACGCACCGUCAGCCUUAUUGUGACUGAACUUGCGGUGUUCAAAGUUGAUCGCACCGCUGGAGAGCUUGAGCUCGUUGAACUAAUGGGAGGCGCAACACUUGAGGAGGUGAAGGCCAAGACGGGGUGUGAGUUUAACGUCCGUAGGGACUUGAGUAAGUUGUAAUCUUACGGUGGAUGAUUGGUUACGGUUCAACUUUCGAGCCCGGCCAAUGUCCGGCAUAAUAUUUUUCAAAAUCCGAUGUACCUUCAGCUAUUAUAUUUGUAUUUAGCAAAAUUCGAGCAAGGCCUUUGAUGGGCGAUCAACGAAGAUACAUUUUAAUUAAUUUCUUUGAUCCAG
Serpula lacrymans var. lacrymans S7.9 is the source of this 1848-nucleotide messenger RNA. RefSeq lists its product as uncharacterized. Gene Ontology annotation, molecular function: succinyl-CoA:3-oxo-acid CoA-transferase activity. The transcript has 11 exons. NCBI's taxonomy places the organism in Eukaryota, Fungi, Basidiomycota, Agaricomycetes, Boletales, Serpulaceae. The record is from RefSeq and is a predicted model, not a curated record. Gene Ontology annotation, biological process: ketone body catabolic process. Bases 82 to 1674 code for a protein of 530 amino acids.